GGCCACCAAUUCUCUUUUGUUGAUAAUUGAGUUUUUGUUUUGUUUUGUUUUGUUUUUUUGCUAUUAAAGCUUUGAACAUACAUCUCUGUGCUCAGGAUAAAGUCCUAGAAGUGGAACUGCUGGAUCACAAAGGGUGCAAAAGUUUUUGAACAGCCGACAGCCUUCCAGAAAGGCUGUAUCAAUUAUAAACAGCAGCGUAUUUGUGUGUCCCUACUUCUCCAUACCCCUGUCAACUCUAUGAAUUAUUAUUAUUGUUAAUUUUUAGCUCAUUUGGUAGGUAGGGGAAAAAAAGACACCUUGGUGAUUAAAAACAACAAUUUGUGAUAUUUAAAAUGUGGAACCGAGCUUUUAGCCGCCUCUGGCGCCUCUGGAUCCAGGGUAAAGAAACAUAAAAUCGGUGGAGUUUGGCUCUGGUAUUCUCAGUGGGAUGGAGAGAUAAAUUACGGUAAGCCGCUUAUUCUCCCUCGUCCGGAAAAGGGUGGGAAAGGCCAUCGGUAGGGGAAAGGAAUUAAGAACAUUAUUUUAUGAAAAGGGCAGUUGUUAGGGGGACGUUUUAAGGUUUUUAACCUUAGGCGGGCGAGUUACUACAGAUCAGCUGAAACUGCUUUCGGUCCUGACCACUCUGUGCGCGGUUAAGCCCUAGAGCAGCAAAAGGGCAGCCAGCAACAGCCGGACGGGAGGACCCCGGCGGCCGCCACGCAGUCCCACAAUGCCCCGCUCGCACCACCCUGAGGGCGGAGAGAAAGGACCGCUGCCGGGCAUGGGUCUUCGGCGGAGAGCGCCGAGAAGUGCGCACGCGCACUGACCCCGCGGGCCCUAGCAACCAGAGCAGUGACAGUAGCAACCGCCGGAAUGGCAAAAGCAACAACAAUCAAAGAAGCCUUAGCGAGAUGGGAAGAGAAAACUGGCCAGAGGCCAUCUGAAGCCAAAGAGAUAAAACUUUAUGCCCAGAUUCCCCCUGUAGAGAAGAUGGAUGCAUCCUUGUCCAUGCUUGCUAAUUGCGAGAAGCUUUCACUGUCUACAAACUGCAUUGAAAAAAUUGCCAACCUGAAUGGCUUAAAAAACUUGAGGAUAUUAUCUUUAGGAAGAAACAACAUAAAGAACUUAAAUGGACUGGAGGCAGUAGGGGACACGUUAGAAGAACUGUGGAUCUCCUACAAUUUUAUUGAGAAGUUGAAAGGGAUCCACGUAAUGAAGAAAUUGAAGAUUCUCUACAUGUCUAAUAACCUGGUAAAAGACUGGGCUGAGUUUGUGAAGCUGGCAGAACUGCCAUGCCUGGAAGACCUGGUGUUUGUAGGCAAUCCCUUGGAAGAGAAACAUUCUGCUGAGAAUAACUGGAUUGAAGAAGCAACCAAGAGAGUGCCCAAACUGAAAAAGCUGGAUGGUACUCCAGUAAUUAAAGGGGAUGAGGAAGAAGAUAACUAAUGCCACGCUUUCCACUGUGUGUUAACUUAUUUAAAUGUCAUAAGAACAAUAGAUAAAUUUUAUAUAAGUGUCUAUUUUAAAGAUUCUGUAUGGGACAAAAGUUUCUUAAGAUAAAACAGAUCACUCAUUCUCAUCUUUUUCUUUCCCCCUUAACUUAUUCAGUGUUUCUUCCCAAAACUGGUAACGCCAACCUUAUAUAUCCUAUUCCUCUUUUUAGAAACCACAAAUUUUCAAUUUUUGUCUUCAGUCUCAGUUAUAUACUAUGUAGCCCCAUCUACUAAAACAAAACCUUUGUAGACCAGUCAUUUUUAAUAACAAAGGAACAAAUUUUUUUUCAGUUUGUUCAUUUUUUUUAGGUUAGACAUUUUAAAAGAUAUACAUUUGAAAAUUUAGAACGUUUUUCCUGAAGGUCUGCCUCUGUACAAUUCAGAAGCACAAAUAUAUCAUGCCUUUAGCUUAGAAGGUAGUAUGGUGAUGGGAAGGGUUCCUCUUAGAAAUAUAGCAGGUCUGGAACCAAGACUCCAAAGUUCCAUUGGAAAAGAUAUG
Messenger RNA from Rhinopithecus roxellana (golden snub-nosed monkey), 1971 nucleotides. It is a transcript of the gene DNAL1, whose product is annotated as dynein axonemal light chain 1. The coding region runs from base 853 to 1425 and encodes 190 amino acids. The transcript has 8 exons. Gene Ontology annotation, molecular function: protein kinase binding. Lineage: Eukaryota; Metazoa; Chordata; Mammalia; Primates; Cercopithecidae. Gene Ontology annotation, cellular component: cytoplasm. The record is from RefSeq and is a predicted model, not a curated record.